AUGGCGACGUUUGUAUCAUUCAAAACGUAUUUAGAUACGCCAUUCUGGAGAGAAGUUAACAAGAGAAAGCUCCAUGAGUGGAAACUUGAUGAGACUCCUAAACCAAUAUUCAGUCAAUUGUCACUUUGUAAGAGUAUUAGUUAUGACGGAAAAAAAAUUCUGACGAAUUCAGGUGAACGGAACAGCGAUCAUUGCAGGCUCUCGCUGAGCCAUGACAGUUUCAAACCAUCAAACGGCAAUCCGAAUGAAGUGUCGAUUUCCGGAAACCUCAUUUUGUACAACACUCGGGAGAGUUUUAAAGCAGCUGCAACCACCAAAAGUCUUGAAGAACUCAUGAAAACAGAAGCAACCAAGAUUUGGGACGUUAUCACUACCAAAACCUGGCUUCAAACUCCUCAUCUUCUCUCGUCAUUCACGAUCAUCGCGUUUGCUGAUCUGAAAAAGUUUCAUUACAUCUAUAAGACUUUUAUUCCAUCGUUGAAGUAUCCAAAAAAUCCAGAGCAAGAGGCAUGGCUCCGUUUUUUAAUUGUUAAUGUUAUAUUCUUGUUCCAGAUUCCUUCGCUCUCUACAGAUGAGUCCAGUCUUCUUACGUACUACAAACGAACCCUUGCUCCAGUUUUUUUGUUCUCCAAAUCUUCACAAGAACCGCUCGAAAUUGCACAUCUCGAAAGUCAAGUUAAUCCAGACGACGUUCUGAUUGUAGUGGCUGAUCCAUCUCCUAACCCCUCCUCUGCUGGCCGUUUGGUUAAAAAUGUGGUAGCAGCUGUGGCAUAUCUGCAUUCCUCUUGGGACCAUUGUAACGUAAUCAGUUUGAGAUCAAGCGGGAGUAUCGAAAUCAAGUACUCCUGGCCAGCAAAUGCGGAUGCAGUCGCUCAGAAUGUCGUUCCACAGUGUUCUGGAUGGGAACAACAUUAUUCGGCAGAUCUCAGCAAGCAGUUCGAUCCAAAGAUCAUGAUGGAAGAAGCUGUGAACUUAAAUUUGAGCCUGAUCAAGUGGAGAUUGAAUCCAGAUUUGAAACUGGAAAGAUACUCGACGCUGAAAGUUCUCAUUCUGGGUGCCGGUACUAUUGGAUGCAAUCUAGCACGUGGAAUUAUGGCUUGGGGUGUCCGUCAUAUAUCGUUUGUAGAUAACUCAUUUGUCAGCUACAGUAAUCCAGUUCGGCAAAGUCUCUCAAAGUUCGAAGAUGCUCGCAAACGACGGGGAAAAGCAGAAACAGCCGUGGACGCUCUUAAAGAAAUCUUCCCAUCUGUUCAAGCAUUCGGAUAUCAGCUUACUGUACCGAUGCCAGGACAUACUAUUGAUGAGAAAGAUGAAGAGCAAUUGGAGAAAGAUGUUCGCCAACUUGAAGAUCUGAUUAAAAAUCAUGAUGUCGUAUUCUUGGCUCUCGAUUCCAGAGAAGCUCGGUGGCUUCCAACUGUCAUGGCUUCCAUUCAUAGGAAAAUCGCGAUUAGUGUGGCUAUUGGAUUUGACACUUAUGUCAUAAUUCGACACGGAAUUGGCUUGAGAAAAGACAGUUUAUCCGAAGAUGUCAACUCGGAAGCUGUGCCAUAUUCUCAACUGUCGUGCUACUUCUGCAGCGAUGUCACCGCUCCAGGAAACUCGACAUCGGAUAGAACAUUGGAUCAACAGUGCACCGUUUCACGUUCUGGGUUAUCCAUGAUCGCUUCUGGGUUCGCUGUGGAGUUGCUUGCUUCUAUUCUCCAGCACCCCGAUCCACUAGCAGCACCUGCAAGUCUCGAUGACAACAUAACUCUUCUUGGUGCGGUACCACAUCAAAUUCGUGGUUUCCUUCACAGAUUCCAACAAAUUCAUCCAAGCGUCAAGCGAUUCGAGAAGUGUGUUGCAUGCGGAGACUUGAUUGCUGAUAGGUUCCAGAAGAAUGGAUGGAAGUUUGUACGUGAUGUCAUGAACUCACCAAAGCAUCUUGAAGAAGUCACCGGACUAGAUGAGCUUCAGGAGUCUGUUGAAGCUAUUGACAUUGACUUCGACGAUGACGAGUCGGUUGUUUCAGUUUGA
Caenorhabditis briggsae is the source of this 2016-nucleotide messenger RNA. RefSeq names its product Protein CBR-ATG-7 (gene Cbr-atg-7). Gene Ontology annotation, molecular function: Atg12 activating enzyme activity; Atg8 activating enzyme activity. Lineage: Eukaryota; Metazoa; Nematoda; Chromadorea; Rhabditida; Rhabditidae. The record is from RefSeq and is a predicted model, not a curated record. Bases 1 to 2016 code for a protein of 671 amino acids. The transcript has 5 exons. Gene Ontology annotation, biological process: piecemeal microautophagy of the nucleus; autophagosome assembly; cellular response to nitrogen starvation. Gene Ontology annotation, cellular component: phagophore assembly site; cytoplasm.